Molecule: messenger RNA, 424 nt
Organism: Anopheles bellator
Lineage: Eukaryota; Metazoa; Arthropoda; Insecta; Diptera; Culicidae
Exons: 3
Coding region: 1-303 (100 amino acids)
Source: RefSeq, a predicted model, not a curated record
AUGUGUGUGCGUUCCCCGUUCACCAAACCUGACAGUUCAGUUUGUUUUGAUCGCAAAGUUGGUGGUGCGCACGUAAGUACUUGUAAAAGCGUAGUUUUUACUAAUUUCGUAUUAUUUUUAAGCUUACAGUUCGCCAUACGACUGCAGAAUGUUUCGUCGGAAGAAUCUAGUGCCGCUCCGAGUGCGGGCAAGCGAGCCAAGCGCGGUGCAGUCGAAAUUUGUGAACAAGAAAUAUCGAAAAUGCGGCGCAGGAAGAUGCCGAAAAUGGUUGCAAGUGCCAAACGACAUCCCGUCUCUUAUUGAGUGGACAAAAUUGAGUGCCCGAGCUCUUCUCACCAUGGAAAUUCGAAGUACCAACGAAGGCUCAUCGAAGGACAAACGAAGGACCCAUGUAAAUUGCACAUAAGAAGUUCCAUAGUGAGAU